AAAAAGUGGCAGUCGUAAUAGCGAGCUGAAGCUGAACGAGAGGAAAAGUGAAAAGAAAGCAGAGAUUUAACCAUGUCGAAGAUCGGAAUUAACGGAUUUGGCCGUAUCGGCCGUCUGGUGCUGCGUGCCGCCGUCGAAAAGGGCGCCGCCGUGGUGGCCGUUAACGAUCCCUUCAUCGAUGUCAACUACAUGGUGUAUCUGUUUAAAUUCGACUCGACUCACGGUCGUUUCAAGGGCACCGUUGCGGCUGAGGGCGGUUUCCUGGUGGUGAACGGCCAGAAGAUUACCGUUUUCAGCGAACGCGACCCGGCCAACAUCAACUGGGCCAGCGCUGGCGCGGAGUAUGUGGUGGAGUCGACCGGAGUGUUCACCACCAUCGACAAGGCGUCCACCCACUUGAAGGGCGGUGCCAAGAAGGUCAUCAUCUCGGCCCCCUCCGCCGAUGCGCCCAUGUUCGUCUGCGGCGUCAAUUUGGAUGCCUACAGCCCCGACAUGAAGGUGGUCUCGAACGCCUCUUGCACCACCAACUGUCUGGCUCCUCUGGCCAAGGUCAUCAAUGACAACUUCGAGAUCGUCGAGGGUCUGAUGACCACAGUUCACGCCACCACCGCCACCCAGAAGACCGUGGAUGGACCCUCUGGUAAGCUGUGGCGCGAUGGACGUGGUGCUGCCCAGAACAUCAUCCCGGCCGCCACCGGAGCUGCCAAGGCUGUGGGCAAGGUAAUCCCGGCCCUCAAUGGAAAGCUCACCGGCAUGGCUUUCCGCGUGCCCACGCCCAACGUCUCUGUGGUGGAUCUAACUGUCCGUCUGGGCAAGGGAGCAUCCUACGAUGAGAUCAAGGCUAAGGUCGAGGAGGCUUCGAAGGGUCCCCUAAAGGGAAUCCUGGGCUACACCGACGAGGAGGUCGUCUCCACCGAUUUCCUCAGCGACACCCAUUCGUCGGUCUUCGACGCCAAGGCUGGCAUUUCGCUGAACGACAAGUUCGUCAAGUUAAUCUCAUGGUACGACAAUGAGUUCGGUUACUCCAACCGUGUCAUCGAUCUGAUCAAGUAUAUGCAGAGCAAGGACUAAAUGCCACAAUCAUAAAAACCCGGGGCCUUCAAGUUGAUCAGGAAUCACUGUUGUAUAACCUAGGUAAAAUGCCCCGGUAAUUCAGCACUAUGCACAAUUAAUAUCCUUUGAUGGUUACCAGAGUCAUAGCAAUUUAAAUACAAAUAUCCAUACCUACACAAAUAUAUUUAUUGCUGUUAAAUAAAGUAUUGCUCUGUUACUGUAUUUAACUGCCAGCUAUUUAAAAAAUAAAAUCAUGUGCAUAGUUGAA
Drosophila rhopaloa is the source of this 1321-nucleotide messenger RNA. RefSeq names its product glyceraldehyde-3-phosphate dehydrogenase 1 (gene Gapdh1). Gene Ontology annotation, biological process: glucose metabolic process. Bases 73 to 1071 code for a protein of 332 amino acids. Gene Ontology annotation, molecular function: NAD binding; oxidoreductase activity, acting on the aldehyde or oxo group of donors, NAD or NADP as acceptor; NADP binding. The transcript has a single exon. NCBI's taxonomy places the organism in Eukaryota, Metazoa, Arthropoda, Insecta, Diptera, Drosophilidae. The record is from RefSeq and is a predicted model, not a curated record.